Molecule: messenger RNA, 2372 nt
Organism: Actinia tenebrosa (Australian red waratah sea anemone)
Lineage: Eukaryota; Metazoa; Cnidaria; Anthozoa; Actiniaria; Actiniidae
Source: RefSeq, a predicted model, not a curated record
GCAGGGUUUUGUAUGACGCUGGCGAUUUAAGAUGGUGGAGAUUUUUGUGGAAGAGAAAAACAACUCGCUUUUAAAUCGGUAAAAAAAUCAUGUCUUUCAAAAAAACUAUGUCAUUUCUGUACUGUACAGCUAUUCUCCUAUUCUUCGUGAAUGUCAAUAAUGGGAAAAAUUCCGAAAAAGUAUCUUGUCAGACAAAAAAAGAACCGAAUUCAAUCAUCAACAUCAAAGCCUCAAAAGCCAAGAGUUUAUCGACUAAAGUCGUGGCGGGUUUAAUACUGCAAAAUGAAACCCUAUGCAUGGAAAGCUGCUGUAGUCACUCUGAUUGUACGUUGUAUGUGUACUACGAUAGCUCCAAUCGGCCUUCAAAUUGCUUUCUUUUAAAAUGUUCACCGAUAAGUAACUGCAUUCGAAGCAGUUUGUCUGGAUCUGUUGUUGKUGUUAUCGAGAGGAAUGCUCUUAUCCAAGCCACACCCCCAUCUUCAAGUGAAGUUGACAGUUCCAAGUUACACACAGUAUCUACGGUAACAUCCAAGGAUGGUGUCAUGUUGGAAACUACACUGAGUGAGACACCUAUUGGAGUGACAAGCGUUCCCACUCAGCAGCUUGAGCAGAGAGAAGAAGGCACUAACAGAUCAGCACAUUCUGCAAUAACUAGUACACCUCCAACAACUGCUUAUCAUCACUCAUCUGUUGCACCAACAAAAGUAGUUACGACCCAUGGAACCACACCUCACGUCAGCCCAAAGAAAAUGAAACACCACACGGAAGGUCACGACCACACCAACAAAACCUCACUGAUCAUAGCAUUAUUUUUUGGCAUUCUAUUCUUAUUAGCUGUGGUAGUUAUCGUUGGUCGACCAUGGUGGGACUUCAUGCAAAGGCCAAGAUACUCCAAGGUUGACUAUCUGAUGAACGGUUUGUAAGAUAAGUAUACUGUAGUAUAUGUUACUCAAGAAUAAUUUAUUUUCAAAAUUUAAGGUAGAAAGUAUCUUAAGUAAAGUUUAUAUAUAUCAUUAAGGGGAUUACAAUUAAGAUYGUCUGAAAGUAAUUGCAUAAGAAAUAAAAAAGUAUGCACGUCUACUGGUUGCCAUAGUUAUCCAACAACAGCAGUUAUCAUAGUUGCCAUGGUUACCAUUUUGAAUAUAAUAAUUGUGCUUGUUGAUUAAGACUUCAACAGCCUUUUUCAUUGAGUUAUCUAGGUUGCCAUGGGUUCCAUAGUAACCUAAGAAGAUCAAUAAGCAUAGUUGCCAUUAUCACUGUUUUGAUGAUAAUACCGUUUAAGUGAGUCAUGAGGACAAUCUUAUUCAUUGUUCCUCUCAUGGUGCUUAACACAGACCAGUUAAGUAAUUGGUUAUUGAAAUGUCAGUAAUUGAUGGGUUGCAAGCAUUUCUAAGAGAGUCAAAAGACAAAAAUAUGGUGGCCAUUUUGGUGCUGGUAACAAUGGAUGCUAUCUUUUGCAAUCUUUUGUUAAAUGGGAACAACACUCCCGUGAGAGGCAGCAAUGACAUGACAUGUAUAUCAAAUAAUCAAUGCAAUUUUCAAGUGAAUAUAAGGAUACUGGCUGCAAAAAUUGGCACACUGACACUAGAUAUACAAGUGCACACACAGUGCAUAAGCAGUUUAUUAAAAGUCAAUCAAAUAUUAAUUGUAGUUACAGAAAAUACUAUUGCAUUUAUUUUUCCAAAUCAGUUAUCCUAAAAAUCAUAUGUACUGAUUGCUUGCAUGAGCGGCAGUAUUUUUAUCUCCAACCAUGGUAUUCUGGGAUAAUUGAUUAUAAACAACAAUAACAAAAAUAUUUGCAAAACAAAAUGAAAGCUAAACGGGGAAAAUAAUAAUGCUUUAUCUAGGUAUCAUUGCGGGAUAGCAAGCUUUAUCAAAAUACAGCUGUAGUGAGCAGGGUUUCGUGAGCAGGGAAGUACUGGAUAUAAAGCUCUUUAUAAAAUAACUAUUAUAUAAAUCUUGCAUUCUGAUUGAUUGGGAGCGUGUGUUUUAUUAGACCACACGGCAUGCGUGCGCACUUUCAAUUGCAUCAUUAGCAUCAAAAAAAACCGUUGUAAUUUGUAUUUUAUGAAAGAAAUAAAAAACUUGCUUGCUGUGCUGUGUGCAGUUAUAAAGCACUUGGGGAUCAGCAGAACGCUCAAGAAGUGUUGAUAAGCACUCUGCUAUGCGUCAUGCUUCUUCUAUCACUUCUCUUGUCUGCCAACCCCCAUAUGCUUUAUAACUGCACACAGCACGUGCCACUUUCUAUUUCUUCAAUGAAUAACAAAGAAAACUAUAAAUACCCACUGGCAAUAAAAAUAUUUAAAAUAUCUAAUAAUUAUGUACUCAAAGACAAAAAUGGUAAAGAAUAAAAGUAGUUUUAUAUCAUAAAA